AUGGCCCCUCAACAACCAGCAAGCAUACAGCUGGAGACUGGAGAACCCAGCUCUCAGGACUCUGAGGAUGGGGAGAAAGAGGUCUCAGAACCCCUCUCUGCUUCACAGCACCCCACAGCCCUCAGCGCCCCAGAUGGAGGCUGGGGAUGGGUUGUCCUGGUGGCCACCAUCCUGGUCCUGGCCCUCACAUUAGCCUUUCCCUCCUGCGUUGGAAUCUUUUACACCGACCUUCAGACAGAAUUUCACGCGAGUAACAGUGAGACAUCGUGGGUGCCAUCCAUAAUGACAGCAGUCCUACAUGCUGGAGGCCCCUUGUGCAGUGUGUUAGUGGAAAGGUUUGGUUGCCGGGCAACAGUGAUGCUGGGGGGAGUGCUGAGUGGACUGGGGAUGGCGGUCAGUUCAUUCACAAACUCUAUCUUAGAGCUUUACAUCACCGCUGGGGUCAUCACAGGUCUUGGUUUCUGUUUUAGCUUUCAGCCUGCCGUGACAAUCUUGGGGCAUUACUUUGAGCAGCGCCGAGCCUUUGCCAAUGCCAUGUCAUCCACGGGUACGGCACUGGGCCUGUCCACGCUGCCUUUCCUGGGUCAUUACCUGCACAGUGAGCUGGGUUGGAGGGGCAGUUUCCUGGUCCUGGGGGCAGUGCUGCUCAACUGCUGUGUGUGUGGGGCAGUGAUGAGGCCUUUACGUCCCCAUAGACCUGGUUCCCAGUGGCCAUGUGCCAGCGUCAGCGUCGGCCCGGCCCCCCAGCGGGAGGAGGGGCUGAAGGGACAGUUCCAAGCAGCCUGGAGAAGCCUGGUGACCUCGCUGAGACGCCACAUGGCCUUCGAUCUCUUCAGCAGUAACCGGCGAUUCCGCGUCUUUGCAGUGGGCAUCACCUGGAUGAUGCUUGGGUUCGUGGUGCCACUGGUUUAUCUGGUGCCCUACGCCACAGCCCACGGCAUGGGGCAGAGCCAAGCUGCCCUGCUCCUGUCCAUCCUUGGCUUCGUCAACAUUUUUGUGCGGCCACCCAUCGGUUUACUCUUCAGCAUGCCUUGGUUCAAAGGCCGUCACAUCUACGUGUUCUCAGCUGCUCUGUUUGUGAAUGGGCUGAGUGACAGUAUCUGUUGCCUGGCAGCCAGUUUCCCCGUGCUGUUGAGCUAUGUGUUGAUUUACGGACUGUCCAUGAGUGUGGUGGGCUCUCUACUCUUCACUGUGCUCAUGGACAAUGUGGAGAUGAGUCGCUUCCCUUCCGCACUAGGCCUGCUCUCCAUUAUGGAGAGUGUUACAUUACUGAUCGGGCCACCCCUGGCAGGAAUCCUGGUGGACGCCACUGGACUCUACACUUACGUCUUCAUGGCCUGCAGUGUGUCUGUGGCCCUGUCAGCCCUCUUCCUCUUCUUAUCCUUUUAUUGGCUGGACAGAAAAGACAAGGCUCAGAUGGAAUCAGCCCCCACGCCCUCAGCAAAACCGCUGGUCCCCUUAGUGCCAGACUGCCAGUACCGCAGUGUGCCUACAGAGGGCGAUAAAGUAAAAGCCAGCAAUGUGGUGUCAGAGUGCACCACAAGUGUGUGA
Messenger RNA from Chanos chanos (milkfish), 1551 nucleotides. RefSeq names its product solute carrier family 16 member 5a (gene slc16a5a). Bases 1 to 1551 code for a protein of 516 amino acids. Gene Ontology annotation, biological process: transmembrane transport; monocarboxylic acid transport. Gene Ontology annotation, cellular component: basolateral plasma membrane. Lineage: Eukaryota; Metazoa; Chordata; Actinopteri; Gonorynchiformes; Chanidae. The record is from RefSeq and is a predicted model, not a curated record. The transcript has 4 exons. Gene Ontology annotation, molecular function: monocarboxylic acid transmembrane transporter activity.